AUAGAUGUUAUGGAAGAAGUGAAAUGUUUACAUUCUGAUUAUGGUCAUGUUUAUGGUGGUUUAGUCAAUGGAAUGCUAGAAGUUAUAUCACUGCAGAAUAAUAAAAAGAUAGACACCUAUCAAAGUGAUGAUCAGUGUAUUCACUGUAUAACAUCAGCUAGAGAAGGAGGUUUUAAAUUACUCUGUGUCUCAUCACAAGAUGCUACUAUUACUAUUUAUGAUGCAUUUAGUGGGUUACCAGUCCGUGUUUUAGAAGGUCACACCAAAACAGCCUUUAGUGUACAGGUAUGUGUCAACAUGAAUAAAGUUUACAGUGGAUCUGGUGAUAAAACAGUCAUGGUUCAUGAUUUACAUACAGGGGAAUUAGAACAUGUAUAUAAAGAUUAUAAAGGAAUGGUGACCAGUGUAUUUAUAGAUAGAAGUUAUUUAUAUUCAGCAAGUUAUGAUAGAUUAAUACGCUGUUAUGAUGUAGAGAGCCAGUCGUUGAAGUGUAUGUAUUACGGAGCAGGACAAAGAGUUGUCUCCUCUAUUGUCGUUCAUGACAGAAAGCUAUAUACUGGUAAUCGUGAUGGAGAGAUAUUUGUUAUAUCUUUAGAUUCGAAACAAGUCUGGCCCUGUCAGAGUGAUAACUGUAAACAUGUAUUUGGUAUUCGACAUCAUCUGUUAUAUCAUUUAUUAAACGAUCAUACAGUUCAGAAUAGUUUUAUGACUAAAUGUACCUGGAGAGGUUGUAAACAAUGGUUUUAUACUCAGAAAGAUUCAAAG
Lottia gigantea (owl limpet) is the source of this 765-nucleotide messenger RNA. RefSeq lists its product as hypothetical. Gene Ontology annotation, cellular component: membrane; cytosol. Gene Ontology annotation, molecular function: RNA binding; SH3 domain binding. The record is from RefSeq and is a predicted model, not a curated record. The annotation marks the transcript as partial. The transcript has 7 exons. NCBI's taxonomy places the organism in Eukaryota, Metazoa, Mollusca, Gastropoda, Lottiidae.